This is a messenger RNA of Bactrocera oleae (olive fruit fly), 2440 nucleotides long. RefSeq lists its product as uncharacterized. The record is from RefSeq and is a predicted model, not a curated record. Lineage: Eukaryota; Metazoa; Arthropoda; Insecta; Diptera; Tephritidae.
CGGAUUUUCAUUGAUUGAAAUCUUUGAAAAUUAAUUUUUGAAUCAUAAAAUCAAAACAAUACAAAGAAAUACCGCUGAUUUUGACAUUCAUCCAAUUACUUCUGACAAAUUGUUGUUUUUGGGCUAUCGAUACAACCUUAUAUAAUUAAUCGUGGUAAAUUACCGUGGCUCACAGCUAAAUAGGUGGCUCAUAGCUGUGUUAAGAGAAUAAAAUUCACAAAAAACGAGAAUAAGUUUUGUGUUGUCAUUGCAAUUUCAAUAGAUAUAAUUGGUAUUUUGACGAAAAUUUGGCAGUCCUACCUAAGCUUAAAUAUCGAUACUUGAUCAGAUAAAAAGCGCAUGCGCGAGAUAUCACAAAUUGAAACCAGCUGUUAUUGACAUUCUAGUGAAACCUAUUAGUGAAAAUCUAACAAAUAUUAAAAUAAAGAUUUUAUUUAGAAAUAUGUAAAUUUUAUGGCAUAUUAAGAAAUACUAAAUUUGUAUGAACAUUUAUAUAACAAAAUGGAAAAUUACCGAGAUGAAAGUGAUCAAGUAGUUAAAUUAAAAGAAGGUAUACAUAAAAAGUUUGCGGACUUGCGAGCGGCACUUCAAAUGAGGGAAAAGUUGUUAUUUAGGCAAUUGGAAGUAGUGGCAUCAACAAAGCAGCAUUUAACGGAAUGUGGGGCAGAAAACAAUAUUCUAUUUAAAUCCAGAACAAAUGAAGGUGAUGACAUAAAGAUAAUAUUUGAAGAUGAAGCUGACCUACUUCGUUCGAUUCGAUCCUUCGGCCGGUUUCAACUAGGGUCCAUGGUUUUAGCUCUUAAACAAGAGGAUUAUAUAACUCCCAACUGUGACCAUGAAAUAAUGUACAAAAAUAUUCAAUCUGAUGAAAAUCAAAGCAACUUAUUACCUCAAAAAAAACAAUUUUCCGAAGUUUCCGAUUCUGUUUCCGUUGAUUUUUCUAAAGAUAAAACUUUGAUUGAACAUAAUGUAAAAUAUAUAAAUGAUUCCAUAGUUAAUAUAACACUUGAGGAAGCUAAAGAACUUAUAAGAAGAACUCAAGUGAUAAAUCAAACGGCAAUACAUCAACUAAAUUUGGAAGAGUUGGAUGAUGAGCUGGAAUCUCCUCUUUUUGAAGCCGUAUCUAAUUUGAGCUGCGAUUCUUAUAAUAAGAAAAGUGAAAAUGGUAACAUGCCAAAUCUAUCGGCCAUAUCUUCUGUUAAAAGAACAAAAGCUGUUCGAAAUAAACCUAGAGUUACCAUUAACAAUUGCAACGGAAUUAUCAACCUUCGUAAUAUUUCUAGCGUAACAAUAAAUUGUAAUAAUGAGAAAUGUGACCAUCUUGACGACGUGAAAGUUUAUAAGAACAUGGCAGAUAUAUCGGAAAUUUCUACGCCCGGUUCAUUGGAUUCGUCCUCCAAUCAAUCCAGUAAUUCAAGCUCUAGAUCCCAAUCGAAAAAAGCCAAAAAAGACGCAAUUAAUACAGAGAAUCACAUUGAAGCAAAGAAACAAUCUAGUCUACAUUUACAUAACGUAUCAGUGGUUCCCAUAAAUAAUUACUCUACAAUAUCUUUCGAAGAUAAUGAUAGUGGUAAUACUGCAGCAACCGCCAAAGGUGAUGAAAUAACUUGCGACUUUUACAGUCGCUUGUUUAAUGAAAUCAAACGUAACAUGGAUGAAAAAAGACCACCGGUUGAUAUGGGGAUACUCAGAAAAACAGUAUCAUUACAUCCACAAAGAGGAUCAACCGAACAAAACAAUCCAAAUCCAGUUUUUUUGGAAGAAACUUUACAAACAGAACCGCAAUUAGUUUUAAAAAAUUUUGAAAAUCUUAACAUUUUUUUAAAAAAUGACAGACACAAUGAACCAAUCAGUUCAGUUCAUAUAGAACAUUGGUUAUCAGAGAUUAUUAAAGAUACAGAUUUAGAGCCAAUGCAAAACAAUGAAAUAUUAGAACAUAGCAAAUUGAAAUAGUAAUCAUAAAAAAUUUCCCGGUUUGUUAACGUUAAGUUCAGUAUUAUGAAAAUUCCACAUUAUUUUAAUGCCCAUCACACCUAUUAAUGUUUGUAUUUCUUAUAUAAAAAAAUUUCUUCAUAACUCAAAGUCGUAGAUUAAUAAUAAAACCCUCACGUACAUUUUUACAUAAAUAAAUAAAAUGAACUCAUUUUAUAAUGAAUUUGAAUAGGUUCUAUUGUUCUGUAUUUUAUAAACGUUUUUAUGCAAUCAAUUAUGUCAAUCAAAUUGAGUUAAGCAAAUUAGACAUUAACAUAUGGAAGUGAUGUGUACAAUAAAUAGAGAAAAUAGGUGUAAGCUAUAACAAUUGACUAUUUUGUCCCAAAAAAUAUUGAAAUUGUUUAAUCAAAACUUCUUUUGAAUAUUCUUCCAUAGAAUUUAUUGAUUAAAAAUAUUAAAUGGUUACUUCUGUAAAAUAAUAAUACAAGGAAAUAUUUCGAGACAUUUC